Messenger RNA from Pleurotus ostreatus (oyster mushroom), 1947 nucleotides. RefSeq lists its product as uncharacterized. NCBI's taxonomy places the organism in Eukaryota, Fungi, Basidiomycota, Agaricomycetes, Agaricales, Pleurotaceae. The record is from RefSeq and is a predicted model, not a curated record. The transcript has 13 exons. Gene Ontology annotation, biological process: cell surface receptor signaling pathway. The coding region runs from base 1 to 1947 and encodes 648 amino acids.
AUGUCAGCUGCUCGCAAUCGGACUACAGAUAACGUACUAGCCAACUUCAAAGCCAUCCUGGACAUUGCAUCUUCUGCUCCCGUACCUAUUCUCGGACCGGUGCUGUCAGCGGCCACCAAAGUUUUGGCUGAAGUCGAAACUGCCAGGGUGCUCAAGGAAUCAUGCAUUAUUCUCGCGAUGAGGGCAACAAGCAUUGUUUAUUCAAUUUAUGUUGGGGUCAUGAAUCAAGCCCCACCAUCCACAAUAUCUGAGUUGAACAUCAUUAGUUUAUCCGAGACACUCCUUGACAUAGCAAAUCUUAUGCGUCAACUAUCCCGGGUCUCAUGGUUCAUGUUUUUAUUGAAGCGGUUCUCCAUCCGUCAGCAAAUCGAUAUACAGACAGCGCGCCUCGAAGAUGCAUUCAAGUCUUUUCAAAUAAAAGAAACACUUCAUAAUUCUUCUGUACUUCAAAGUCUCAGUCAACGACUCCAGGGAAAUCAGGAUUCCGAAGUCAUUCCGUCAAGCCAAAUUGAGGAUGAUAUAGAUAUGAACGCCCGUGGAUUCAAUUAUGGCACCCUAAUCCGUGGGCGACACAACAACAAAGUGAUCAUUUGCAAGCGAUACCACUAUGACGACGAGGAUUCACUAAAGGAGUUCCUUCGGGAGAAGGCGACAUGGAUGGUCUUAAGUCUAGGCAUCCCGGCAUCGUUCGAUAUCUGGGAUGUUCACCCGCCGACCAUCCCCAUCCAUACGUCGUACUAUCAGACGGUGAUUAAAUACUCCCUCCCUAUUCAACUCCACUUAAUCCUAUUGACUAUAGCUCAAUACGGCAAUGCAGCUCUUGUCUUUCGUCAGCGUCUAGAGCAGCAAAGCGUGGGUGCGUCGUUUCUUAAUGCUCUAAGUAUUGUGAGCCGAUCUUCUUCUUCACAUAUACUACAUAUAGGAACCCACUUUCAACUCCAUCCUACCGAGUUGGAUGAAUUUGCAAAGGUGUCUAACAUCAUGGUGGAUCAACAAGGGUCCCCAGUCCUCGGCCGCAAUAUCGUGAUGAAAGCGCCAGAAAGGGGGAAGCCACGUAAAGAUCAACUCGACAGGCUUCUAGGGUUGUUCUAUAUGCUCGUGGAACAGCUUUUCUUUGAUGAUCAACCCGUGUUCCCGUUCGAAUGUUGGAAAGCAGUGGGAGAAUGCCGGCCAUUCGCACACUUGAGGCCCUUACUACGACUUGCCGCAUGGGAUCCAUGCGUUGAUUUUUCCAACAUGGUGCAACGAAUACUAGAUCUCAGUGACAGUCUUGGCGCCCUCUCCCCGCCCUCAACGGUCUCGUUUCCUACCAUACGCAAAAGGCUUUUGGCUGUUGAAGGUUUGCAACAUUUUAUGUACAUUCGCCCGAGGCAAGCAUGGGCAGCCAAACUGUUCGACAUUGGCUACGUUCGACAGGAACAGUUUGUUCGCCUGGUGAAUAUCCAAGACACCUCUCACCUAGAUAAUCAUACGCUAGCCAUCAUUGAAGACCAAGUAACGCUCGCUCUCCCGAGCGUUCAGGACGAUGACAUAGUGAACUUGCCUGGGAACAUAACAAGGUACACAUUUCGAAACACCGAUAAUGCUUCUAUACAGCGUCGUUUGAAUGGGCGCAUGCUUGCUGAUAGCGCGGGGGCGAUUCAACUCCUCCUACGGUUGGCACCGCAGGUGAUUCGUGAAUACGGCCAAGGUCAUGGUGAGCUGCGCCUCUCGGACCUGAUCUUAGUCUGCGGUACCAUUGAUUAUCCUUCAGGCGCUGGUAUUACGUUUCAGGCCACACCUCCAGAAGAGUUCUACUUCUAUGAACUACCCGUUCGAAGCGAACCUUGGGGCUUUUGGUCCUUAUCUGCAGGCCUGGAGGGUCAAUCGUUAGAUGCCACGUACAUUACUAGUAGUAUCCAGAGUAUUUCGUUUGUCCAGCUUGAAGUUGAAGACUUCGAUGCGUAG